Molecule: messenger RNA, 420 nt
Organism: Caenorhabditis remanei
Lineage: Eukaryota; Metazoa; Nematoda; Chromadorea; Rhabditida; Rhabditidae
Exons: 4
Coding region: 1-420 (139 amino acids)
Source: RefSeq, a predicted model, not a curated record
AUGUUGUUUUACCGUAUUCUCCUACCGUGCCUUCUAUUUCUCGUGCUAGUCGAAUCGGAUCCGACUCACAUGCGCCUCAAGUUCCUCUGCCGUCCAAAUAUUACCUGGUGUGGAAAAUUGUUGGUUUAUGAGUCAGAUAUUCUUGAACACGACGUCAAAAGCAUCAACGAUUUCUGUUCGUCCAGUGAAUCAAUUGAAUACAAAUCUGUAAUAUACGCCAAAGGAGAUGGAUCACCGAAUUACGAGUGGUCCUAUCAAUUGACUCACAACUGCACCUCUGACGGCAGAAUUAUAUGCACACGACCAGAUGAAAACAUAGUGACGCCAGUGGAGGGAACAUCUUACGUCGACGCUGAUGUAGAUGUCUAUGACCAAGGAAUGAAUUUCCGUUGCCUGCACCCCAACACCAAAAGACCAUAA